CCUCCUCUUCAACUCCUACACAAAAAACACACAUUGCAUACCCAGGAAAAAAGUUCACCAUGAACUACAGAAUGACUAGUGCUAUCAGCCUUCUUGUGGUCGCCCUGCUCUUCUCUUCACUUCUCACGGCCAGUGCUCGCCAUGUGGUGACGCUCAAGAACAUCAGAGGGCGUGUGGCUGGUGAUGAUGCAGGAAAGGCGCCAGACCCUGUCGUUGUGAACGCCGGCGGCUCACGGCCGCUAAGAGCGGUGGAGACAUGGGGGGUGACGAAGCACCACCACCGGGAUGCGGUGGCCGAGAUGAACACCAUGCUCAGCAGGGACUACACAUCUCGCGCGACCCGCCGUAAGCCGGUCCACAACGACGAGCCGCUGGAGGAUGAGCCCUAAGCUUCACCAGGGUACCAGCAGACACACUGCUAGCUUAGGUACAUACUAUGUAGUUAGGGCCUUAGCUAGCUAGAGCCGGCGGAGCCGCUCUCUGAUUUAGUCGGUAGCAUGCACUACACCCAGUGAGCUUAGAUUUACAGGAUAUAUAUAGCUUUAUUUACCCAAAUAUUAUGGAAUAAUGCUAUGGUUGAUAGACUCAUGGCUGGCUAGACAGAAAAGCUGAGCAGCCCUGAUCUAGCCUCCAAGCUGGACAUCACGUUUAGCCCUGAUUUGCAAGAACCUGCAAGUUCUUGUGAAGGAAGUGCAGUUUUGUUGCUGAUGUUCACGCUUGGGGGGCCAUCCUACCUUAGUAGCAUAUAUAUGUAUGUCCACCAGAAUCAGGUUGGAAGAUAUCAGUGUUACAUUUAACAAUUUACAUGUGUCUGUAUUUUAAGA
Lolium perenne is the source of this 824-nucleotide messenger RNA. RefSeq lists its product as uncharacterized. The record is from RefSeq and is a predicted model, not a curated record. NCBI's taxonomy places the organism in Eukaryota, Viridiplantae, Streptophyta, Magnoliopsida, Poales, Poaceae.